AUGUUCGGCCUGUUCUCAAAGAAGGUGCCGGCGGAAAGUCCGUUCUCCCUUCUUACGCGGAUCUUGGACAGCGAAGCACACAUGAACCUCCUUCUGUCGAUGCCACCGGCCUCCCUGACGUCAGAACAACGAACUGCCCUCCUCCAGCUGAGUCGCCACUUCUACUUGACAGCCGCCGAGACAGAGACCGACCCAGGCGCGGACUCUCCGGUGCAGGAAGCCGAUGGGCACGAACACGAAAGAGGUGGGGAUGCAGAGGACCGACAGAUGAAGGAGGGGUCAGAAGAGGCGGAGGAGGGCGACCACGAGGCAGAAAGCAGUGUUCCAGAAGAAACUGAUCCCUCCCCUGGCGGGACAAGGACGGAGAACACGGCCGCGCGCUCCGCCCGCCUACACAGCCUCCCCUUGAGACCGCGAACCCGUCCGAGAGCUGGUGCUUCUCAGGCUCCAAGCAAUGGUCUGGGCAAGCGGUCCCGAGAACUGGUGUCCCUCAGCGGUUCUGAAGACGAGUCCGAAAGCGACGACGAAGAGGCUCCCCAGGCGAGCAUUCAGCGGUCUCGCAGCCACCGCGACGGACCCUCCUCCAAACGUCCUCGUGUGGCCCCGCCAACCCCAACUCAAGCAAACAGCCCCUGGUCACGGUUUCUGAAACUCAAGCCCGCCGACCUCCAGCUGUCGCAAGCUGUCCAAGAGCACCUCGACGAAUACGGCGAUGAUGCUGCCGCGUUCUUGCUCGACACCGACGAGUGCCGGGGCGAACUCAGCACUGGAAUGAGCUCGGCAGAGCGUGGCAAUGCGUUUAGCUCCCGCUACGCAUAUACCUUGAGCCUGCGGGACCGUCGUGAAAAAGACACCGUCCGCUGGGGUUUCGUGAUGAUCAUGUACUUUGACCUGGUGAAGCUGGUCCGUCCUUCUGGCACCGGUCGGGUGGGGCGAAACAUGCUUAGAGACCUUCAGGAGUACCUCGGUGCCGUCUUGGAGUACGAGGGUAUUGACACCAACGUGGCGUUGGCGGAUGUGAACGAGUGGAGCAUCCACGGCAGCAAGCUGAGUGCCCUCUGCGAAGCGUUUGGUCCAGGCUGUCUGUUCUUUCUUGACGGUCAUUUGACCCCGGAUUUCUUGAAGAACAAGUACACAGCGACGGGGAAAGCUCACGAAGAAGCAUUCGCCCACCUCCACGGGAUCGGCCUGGCGAGCAAGGUCGCGGAGUCGAGGGUCAACCAACUGGCGGCCAACAUUCGGGCCUUGCUCAUCCAACCGUUUCAACAACUGCGCAGCGACCUUCAGUCCCACAGUCCGAGGCGGCGCGGCAGUUCUUCCAGCCAUCUGACUCAAACCACAAAUUCAAGUGGCUUCACCGCGCAAGGUUCUGAUGGAGGGAGCUCGUCUGUUUCCAGCGUCAUGACGGACGGGGAACACAUCAAUGCCUGGGCACGAGAAUGUUCAGCGGCCGCGGUGGAAUCAGAGAGUCCGUCGUGA
Messenger RNA from Cladophialophora psammophila CBS 110553, 1479 nucleotides. RefSeq lists its product as uncharacterized. Bases 1 to 1479 code for a protein of 492 amino acids. The transcript is spliced from 3 exons. Lineage: Eukaryota; Fungi; Ascomycota; Eurotiomycetes; Chaetothyriales; Herpotrichiellaceae. The record is from RefSeq and is a predicted model, not a curated record.